AAUUUCUGGUAGGCCCUAAAAUUUAAAUGAUAAGAAUAGAGAUUAAAUGUAACAUGAUUUUCUAUGAAUAGGUCAAUUAUGUCCAUUUUUAGAAAAAUCACACAUGAAUCAAUGUCGUGACUUCUGUUUUAAUAUAUAAGAUGUUUAUCUCUUCUCAACAAUACAAUGAUUUUAAAAAACUGAGUGGCUAGUAGUAGCGUCUAGGAUGUUAAUAAGAACGUAAGCAACAUGUACGCGUCAUACGCAAUAUGUUCUGGUAAUAAAAAAACUAUGCUAAUGUAAGAACUGUCCAUGCGUUUAUUGUGGCAAUAGUAGAUUCUAAUCCUGCAGCUUCUCUACUUCUUCAUUGUCACCUCUCUCAUUCUUCUCUGCUUCGUUGUCGUUACCUUCCUCUUUCUUCUGCUGCUUCUCUGUUUCUCUAUCGCCACCUUUCUUUUCAUCCUCCCCAAGUCGCUGUCUCUUGGAGGAUCCCGCAGCAGAAGGAUGUGGUCCAAAUCCAUGUCCAUCAGUAAGUAGCUCGACCAUCUGAUCUGUAUCACUCUGAAUCUCACGCAAAGUACUCAAAUGCCGUGUCUUACUAUGAAUCUGGUCCAAAGCAUUCAAAAACUGCUGCCAAAAGUCGUCUGCAAUAAGAAACCAACACACAAUGUUUGACAUUCAGAAAAGGCACAAAAGGAGAAACAGAGAGGAAGGCUGAGAGUAGUUUAAUUACUGUGGAAAGCUGGAGAGGCUUGAAGGUUUUGGUUCUCUAGAGCAUUAUCAUUAUUAGUAGCUUCUUGCGGCACGUGUGGUGAUGCAGCAGGGUAUCUCUGGACAAUUGGAGAAUUCCACAAUGCUAUAACAGAAGCAAAGACAAUGUCAACAAACAGUUUUAGGUUGGACACACUGAGAAACUCAAAGAACAAGGAACACAUGCAUGUUUAUUUUACGGCGGCGAGCAGGAGGAGGAGGUGGUGGAGAUAGACGUUGCUUCUCUUGCUCUCCCUGUAUAGCUGAAGUUCCCUCUCGUGGCGAAACAAUCACAAGAUAACCAAAAAGACAAAAACUCAAAACCAGUUCUGCCUUACACCAGUCGCAAAAAGACCAAAAAGGAAAGAAACUUGUGCGACAAGAAACGAUGUGUGUUUAUGUUUUACGUACUUGAUGCAACACGCUCACAGGUCAUUAAAAGAAUCAAAUAUACUAUAAGAUUUUCCUUUUAUUCAAUUCUUUUUGUUUUUUUGCUUAAGCUUGGUUUUUAUUCGUUCUUUAUCAUCCAAAUUAUAAAAAUAGAAAGAAUGAAAAAAAAGGAAAAUCUUGGCCACUAUUUAAUAACCUCUCUCAUUUACUUGUGCGUGCUAAUGUUAGAAAAAAACAAUGUUUGAGAGAGGAGCAAAUUGUUCGUUAAUAAUGUUGGAGAGUGGAGAACAAGCAACGAUUGAUAUUGAGGCAACUGUGUCAUGCAAGUGUUCAUCCAACACUUUAAAGAUAAGACUAAAGCGCGAUACAGAAGUGUUUCUCGUACACCAGCGUGACGGAUCCGUGGACAUUAUCGGAUCACAGCCGGCUCCUCCAUUCCCAAUCCCUCACAUCCUCCUAAAAGACAUCGGUAGCUUUGAUCCGCACAACAUCAAUCCUCUCCUCCAAUUAGACCCUGUUUUAUGCGAUCAUAUUUCUGUUAUAAUCGCUUCCAAAGCAGCCGAGGAGCGAGUUCCAGGGCCAUUAUACAUCUCCCUAUACGUCACAGUCACCCCACACAGAUUCCUAGGAGACGAUAUUCCUUUCCCUGAACAAGACGAGGAGUUGGAGACAUGCGGCAUUUGUUUGGAGGAGCUAAAUCCGAGGGGUGAAAUCUAUUUCGACAUGCCAAAUUGUUCUCAUCAGUUUCAUGAUCUAUGUAUAUCCAGGUGGUUGAGGCGUAGCAAGACUUGCCCUCUCUGCCGCACUUUUUCUGAUUAUGAUGAUUGACAACCAUGCAUCUCUUCUAUUUUUCUUUCUUUUUGUCAAACUUAUUGAAUUCAGUUUUUUUUUUCUCUCCAAUUUUUAAUGUUCAUGUCAGAUUUCUUGUCUUUCACUCCUUCCUUGUGAUUAGGGUUCACUUAAUAAUUUCUCGGAUUUUUCUGACCCAUCUUUGGAAGACAUAGUUUACCACUCUGUAGCAUUGCUUCUUAAGGUUAGUUUAUUUGCAACACUAACCCCCAACAAAUUGUGUUUCUUCAAAAAUCGAUUUGAGACAUCAUCACCAUCUUCCUCUGGACCAAAACUUGACAAGACCAAAUUCCAUUUUUGUACUGAAAACUAUAUGAUUCUAGGAACCAGUCUAAGUCUCUUCUCUGUCUUCACCUUCUUCCUCCAUUUUUCGAACAUAGUUUGUGUUUUGAUAUGUCUGUUCCACUAGCGUUAGAAUUAAAUGAAUCUUCCUCACUCGCUUGCUCGAUCCAACUUUCUGAUAACUUCUUUGAAAUCACGCCAAAACUCAAGCACGCUCACGCCAAAUACCUUCUUUUGAUAUGUCAUUCAUGUUGAAUCAAUGUUUUUAAACUCUGCUUUUUGUUUUUUUAACACAAAUAGUAUACACGCAAAACUCGUGCUUUUUGUUUGUUUUUGAACAACUUCUAUUAACCUUAAAAAAACCUUAGGAGCCGCAACAACAUGAUCAUGGUUAGAGUUUCGUAACGAGUUGGACAUACUCUUUGAGAUAAAUACGGUCCUUCAGGUUUUGGAGCGCUACGACACAUGAUCCGAGUUUUUAUACUCUGGUUCUGACUUCUUGUUUGAGACAAGUUCCAUAAGGUAGAACAACAUUAAAUUAAAAUACAAACCCAAAAACACUUAAAAAAUUCGUCAAAACAGUUUUGUUUCUUAGCCGUCCAUUUUCUAAAGGUUUGAACACUAACAGGGAGUAACAUGGUCAUACAUAGAUUAUAUAAUUCAAAAAAGACAUGGUCAUAGAUUCCACACAAGUAGUAUACACGCAGACACACAAAUCUCUUACCACAAAAAUAUGAUCUUAAAAUGGUUGUUUAUGGUCUUCAAAUGGUUUUACUCCACUUCCUCUAUGUCCUAUCUCCACAAAAUGUACGUAUAAGUGAAGCAUUAUUCCUUAUACUUUCUCAACAAUGAAAUCAAAACUGCACACUUUGCAUUCACUAAUACAUCGGAGUGGGCUGAGACUAUUAUCUCCACUGCCUUGUGGAAGAAGGCAACUGAAGAUAAAAUAAGCUUAAACUAGAGCCACUUCUCUGUUUGUCUCAGAUCCGAUGGUAACUUAGUUUGACUCAUUAUUACUUAUCUUAUUCACAUAUUAUUACAAAUCUAGAGUCAAUUUUCAUUCAAUUAUCUUGGGUUUUUUUUUUUUUUGUGUUAACGCUAGGUACUUAAAAGUUAUAGUACCUAUAUAUGUAUGACGAUGUGACAUUUAAAUAUUUGUAUCAGAAAAGAUCGGUUAAAAACUACAGUAUUAACCGAAUUAUGAAAAAAACUCCAUCAGAUUGUAACUGUUUACAUGUUUAUCCCUCCUCCACAAUACAAAGCUUCGAGAAACACAAUAAAAUUGCUCCCCAAUGUUUUUUCAAACAGCGUAGCUAGUACUAGUAGUAGCAUCUAGGAUGAUAAUAAGAAAGUAAGCAACAUGUAUAUGUGUCAUACGCAAUGUAAGAACUGUCCAUGCGUUCAUUGUGGCAAUUGUAGAUUCUAAUGCUGCAGCUUCUCUACUUCUUCAUUGUCACCUCUCUCAUUCUUCUCUGUUUCUUUAUCGUUACCUUCCUAUUUCUUCUGCAGCUUCUCUGUUUCUCCAUCGCCACCUCUCUCUUCAUCCUCCUCAAGUCGCUGUCUCUUGGAGGAUCCGGCAGCAGAAGGAUGUGGUCCAAAUCCAUGUCCAUCAGUCAGUAGCUUGACCGUCUGAUCUGUACUACUCUUAAUCUCACGCAAAGUACUCAAAUGCCGUGUUUUACUCUGAAUCUGGUCCAAAGUAUUCAAAAACUGCUGCCAAAAGUCGUCUGCAAUAUGAAAAUCUAUUCCAUCUCCCGAACAGAUCCCCUAAACCCUCCUUUUCACAAAGUAGCUCCUAUAAAAGUCAACUUCAUCUUCUACGCAACAUUGAAAUGCUAAAUGAUAAUACAAAAAACAAUCAAAGGAGUAAAUAAUAACCUGCAUUCUAGCAGCAUUAUUCUCAUACUCAGCAGACCGAGACAUCAAAGUUCCUCUGGCUUUUCCACUGCCAUCAUCUGAGCUCGGAGCUCAAUCUCCUGCAGCUGAAGUUCUCCUUUUUUGUAGCCUAGAAACUGUACGAAUCUGGUCCAACAGUUUAGCAUCUGAGCAAGACCCAUCCAUCGUAAUGGAGUAUAGAUCCAAAUCACCAACCUCUUUUUACCAUUCUACAAGGAAACCCCCCACCACAGACAAUGUCGUCUCCACUCUCACAAACAAGUUCAUAAAAUAGAGGAACCUUGUAUAUGGUUCUGUCUUCUGUCUGGUUUAGCUUUUAACUGUUCCAAACCCUAGCAAGCAAAGGAUACCAAAGAGCAUUACCACAGUCUGUGGUGUUUCCGAAGUUGUGAGAAUCCGAAACGGCGCACGACUCUUUUCUUGACUGAGUCGGCGACGGAUUAUGAAGGGAACCGCCACGAGUCGCGGCUACGGUCGAACUGAAAAGAAAGUCCCAACAAUUGGGCCAGGCUAAAAAGGCCCAAUAUAAUCAAAUACUUAAAAAAAAAAAAAAAGUCCAACAAAUAUCAAUCAAAUCAAAUCUCCCUCUCUCUCCAUCUAAGUUUCCGUUAAACAUUGUUUCUCUCCUCUCUAUCUCCCCCUUUGUUUCUUUCUUUAUCCAAGAACGCCAAAAACCUUGGAAAUUUCUUCUCACGGAAUCAUUACUGGGUUGGGGCUGAGGCAAAAAUCUUGAGUAAGUCGAAACAAACAUACUUUCUUGCCACGAAAGUUUCUUUCUUUGUUUUUGAGAAAAUCUUUUCUUUUCCUUCUCUCUGAGUUUUUUGUCUUUUCGAUUGGUUCUCUUGUGAUUGUUGCUUAGGUUCUCAACGAGAACUAAAACUGCUACUCCCAAAUCUUUUGUGCCUUUUUUCUUCUUUUGAUCCUCUGUUCCUCCAUUUUCUUGGUUAGGGUUUUCAAACAUGAAUGAAACGGGAUCAACUUCGAAAAGAGGAAACUUUGAGGGCAGCUUUAAAGAUGUUGAUGAUGAUGUGACUAGAGAGAGUCAAAGACAAGUCGUUACUAUAUUCCUGGCCAAUCUAAGAGCGCAAAGAACCGUGAGCGCACUACUCUCUACUCGUCGUGUGCCCUUUUGUUUUGUAUAUUUCUUUUUGUUCUUUGCCACUGGUAAAAACGGAACUGGUCCUCUGUUCCUCCUCCAUACUUAUUGUCUCACUUUCCUUUUUAGGUUUUGAAACAAUGAGGGGAUCAACUUCAGGAUGUGUGAAUCAAAGACAAGCGGGGCCUUCCACCAAUGCUUACGCAGUUUCUCCUUCAAGUCAAGCGGGAACUUAAGCUUUACUGAGAGAGCAGAGCUGCAACGUUUAUCUUCACCUCCUCCUGCUCUUCGCUGUAAUAAAAUUGGUCCUUGUUCCUUGUGCCUUUUCUUUCUUUUUAUAUACUUCAUUUUGUGCUUGCAACUUGAUUUUGAGUUUUUUCUUCUUCUGAUCCUCUGUUCCUCCAUUAUUAUUGUCCAGACCGCAGGUCUAAAGAUGAUGAUGCUCUUAGGAAUAAGAGACAGAGUCAAACACAUAGUGGGGUGACCAUCCCACUAAUGGAGAGGGAUCUUUGCCCUCGUGAGAAAGUGAGCAAAGCUCGUAGGCUUUUCAAGAUGAUCUUCAAGGAGCUCUUGGUUGAUGUUGAAGCUAAACGCACAACACGUAUUGAUCACGACGUUAGGAUGAUGCUCAAGGAGCAGAAUAUGUGUGUGAACACAGAUUAUAGGGUAGGAGAAGUUCCUGGUAUCCUAGUUGGUGACGAGUUCGAGUACAAAACUGAGAUGAGCGUUGUUAGUCUACAUUUUGGGAUUAUGAGUGGAAUUGACUAUAUGGAAAUGAGUCCAGGAUUGACUUUGGCUACAAGUAUCGCAGCAUCAGAAGGAAGCCAAUACAGUAAGGUUUGUUGAAAGGUAACAUGGCUCUGGUGAAUAGCAUGAAACACAAAGCUAAAGUUCGAGUGAUUCGUGGGUUCACUCAUGGAAACAAACAGAUGUUUGUGUAUCUGGGCUUAUAUGUGGUUAAAAGAUACUCGGAGGAGAGAGGAGCAGGACUGUUCAAGUUUCUGCUAGAAACGGCUUGACGUGUCAGAGAAACGGCUUGACGUGUCAUCCUUUCCGUGACUAGGUUUUUGACUUUUGUGUCCAGAUUAAAAGAAUCAAAUCCUUUUAUUCAUUCUUUUUGUUUUUUUCUUAAGCUUUGCUUUCUUUCUUUUUUUGUCAACAACAUGAUCAUGGGUUAAUUUUUGUAACGUGUUGGACAUAUUCUUGAGAUAAAUACGUUCCUUCAGGUUUUGUAGCUUUGCAACACGGUCAUGGUUCUAACUUCUUGGUUGUGACAAGCUCCAUAGGGUAGAACAACAUUAGAAUAAAAAUAAAAACCCCUAAAAACUAACCCCCAACAAAUUGUGUAGCAUAUAUAGCUUCUUAAUUAGGGUUAAUUUAUUUGCAAAACAAACCUCCAACAAAUUGUGUUUCUUCAAAAAUCGAUUUGAACGAGUUUAGUUUAAAAGACAUUGUGUUUGAGAUAUUGUAUUGGCAACCGAAGAUAAAAUAAGCUCAAAUUAGAGCAACUUCUCUGUUUGUCUCAGAUCCGGUGGUAACUUAGUUUGGCUCAUUAUUACUUGUCUUAUUCACAUAUAUUACAAAUCUAUAGUCACUUUUCAUUCAAUUAUCUCAGGGUCUGAAAUGUUCUAAGAAUCUUAUGAUCAAAGAGUUGAUACUCGUUGUCAAUUUCAUUGAGUAAGAAGCACAAAAACAUUUUCUGAAUAUUUGUGUGCCAACGCAGAAGGCUGUAAAGAGUGUGCUAAAGACUACAGCUGAUGCGUCUGUAUUACCAUCCCUACUUCUAAUACCACUAAUUUUAGCCCCAAACAGUAAUCGCAAUAAGCCCUUUCCAAUGUUGCACUCAAGACUCACCAAAAGUCUCAACAUAAGUCCUGUGCUUGCAACUUGAUUUUGAGUUUUCUUCUUCUUCUGAUCCUCUGUUCCUCCAUUAUUAUUGUUCAGACCGCAGGUCUAAAUAUGAUGAUGCUCUUAGGAAUAAGAGACAGAGUCAAACACAUAGUGGGGUGACCAUCCCACUAAUGGAGAGGGAUCUUUGCCCUCGUGAGAAAGUGAGCAAAGCUCGUAGGCUUUUCAAGAUAAUCUUCAAGGAGCUCUUGGUUGAUGUUGAAGCUAAACGCACAACACGUAUUGAUCACGACGUUAGGAUGAUGCUCAAGGAGCAGAACAUGUGUGUUAACACAGAUUAUAGGGUAGGAGAAGUUCCUGGUAUCCUAGUUGGUGACGAGUUCGAGUACAAAACUGAGAUGAGCGUGGUUGGUCUACAUUUUGGGAUUAUGAGUGGAAUUGAUUGUCAGGAAAUGCGUACAGGAUUGAUCUUCGCUACAAGUAUUGUAGCAUCAGAAGGAAGCCAGUACCGUAACGUUUUCAAGGGUGACCAGCUUCUGUACUCUGGGGUAGGAAAAGGUUUGUUGAAAGGUAACAUGGCUCUGGUGAAUAACAUGAAACACAAAGCUCCAGUUCGAGUUAUUCGUGGCACUAUUCAUCAUGGAAACAAACAGAUGUUUGUGUACCUGGGUUUGUACCUGGUUAAAAGUUACGAGAGAGGAGCAGAAGGAUGCUUCCAGUUUCUGCUAGAAACGGCUUGACGUGUCAGAGAAACGGCUUGACGUGUCAUCCUUUCCCUAUAAUAUUUUGUCUGUUUGUAAUCGGCACAAUAUUGUUACAAUCAUUCCCUAUAACAAUACAACUAACAUGAAAUUUUCAAUUCAAAAGUAUUUUACAGUAAAAGAUUUUUUUUGUCUUUUCUAUAAUGAUUUCACUUUAAAUAUGGGAUUAGCACAUCAUCCAUCCAAUCAAGAUAACGAAUCGUUUUUGGUUUAUGCAUGUCGGACCAAAUUCAUAAUUUUAUUAGAUUGGUUAUAAUGUUUUGAGUUUAUUACAAUAUAAUAUGUGUUAAAAGUCACAAAUUUGUAACUAUAUAUAUUCUUUAAGGAUGUAAACCGAUCAAUUUGGCUGUCGCUUUACAUAAAAGAAGAUAACAAUAUCCUCAUAAUUCUAGAAUUGCAUAAAAGAGGGUUAUAAACUUUAGUCUAUAUACUCCAAUACACGAGGUUACAGAGAUCAUGUUAUCAUACAACAGUUUAUUUUGUCGUGUCAAUACAACAAUUAAGGUGCCAAAAACAAUGGUUUUUUGGUAACACUAGCAAUGAUUAUAUGGUAACAAAUCUUAAUGAACAUCCAAAUCAUGUAACAUGAAGAGAAAAAGACAAAAAUAGCACUAAAUCAAGUUUAUGUUUCCAAACUAGCAUUCAAGGUCAAAAGUCACAAAAAUAGCACUUAAUGUUUUAUCAAAAGUCACAAACUUAGG
Molecule: messenger RNA, 8552 nt
Organism: Brassica napus (rape)
Lineage: Eukaryota; Viridiplantae; Streptophyta; Magnoliopsida; Brassicales; Brassicaceae
Product: RING-H2 finger protein ATL48-like
Exons: 1
Coding region: 1357-1947 (196 amino acids)
Biological process (GO): protein ubiquitination
Source: RefSeq, a predicted model, not a curated record